CUCUGCCUCGUGGGUGUGUUUUACUGACGGUCCUCCUCCUGUGUGUGAAGUUGCAGCUCUUCUCACCUCUGUGUGACUCGUCGCCACAUUUCUUCGUCAGGAGCUGAACCUGAGUCAAAAAGGGGGGGUGCAGCCAUGUUCAGACUCCUCAUUCGCCAAGGCAAGAGGGCGCCGAGCUGCCUCAAUGGCCAGCGGCGAUAUGAGCACCACAAGGCCGUCAUUGCCAUCCGCAGAGAGGACGUCAACCCCUGGGAGAGGAGGGCGCCGCUCGCCCCGCGCCACGUCAAAGAGCUGACCAACGCCGGCGUCAAAGUCCUGGUGCAACCGUCCAACCGCAGAGCCAUCCACGAGAAGUACUACAUGAGGGCGGGCGCCGUCAUUCAGGAGGAUAUUUCCGAGGCGUCUCUGAUCAUCGGGGUCAAGCGCCCGCCGGAGGAGAAGGUCAUUCCCAGGAAGACGUACGCGUUCUUCUCCCACACCAUCAAAGCUCAGGAGGCCAACAUGGGGCUGCUGGAGGACCUGCUGAAGAAGGAGGUUCGUCUGAUCGACUACGAGAAGAUGGUCGAUGCUAACGGCUAUCGGAUCGUAGCGUUCGGUCAGUGGGCCGGAGUUGCAGGAAUGAUCAACAUCUUACACGGACUGGGGCUGCGCUUCCUGGCUCUGGGACACCACACUCCCUUCAUGCACAUCGGCAUGGCUCACAACUACAGGAACGUCAGCCAGGCCAUCCAUGCAGUGAGGGAUUGUGGGUACGAGAUCUCCAUGGGGCUCAUGCCUAAAUCUAUCGGGCCCGUGACGUUUUGUUUCACUGGCACCGGAAACGUCUCCAAGGGAGCCCAAGACAUCAUCAACGAGCUUCCUGUCGAGUACGUUGAGCCUCACGAGCUCAAAGACGUCUCUGAGACUGGAGACAUGACCAAAGUGUACGCCACCGUCCUGAGCCGACACCACCACCUGAUGAGGAAGAGCGACAGCAUUUACGACCCCCUGGAGUACGAGAACCACCCGGAGCUGUACACUUCACACUUCAGGACCAGCGUGGCGCCGUACACAACCUGUCUGAUCAACGGGAUUUACUGGGACCCCCACACGCCCCGACUCCUAAGGCGAACGGACGCCCAGAGGCUGAUGAGACCGCCAAAAGUUCCGCCUGCCGCCACCGAGGGGUCGCCUGUGCUGCCUCACAAACUGUUGGCCAUCUGUGACAUCUCCGCUGACACCGGGGGCUCCAUCGAGUUCAUGAUCGAGUGCACCACCAUCGACAAGCCUUUCUGUAUGUACGACGCCGACCAGCACAUAGAUCACGACAGCGUGGAGGGAAACGGGAUCCUCAUGUGCUCCAUCGAUAACCUUCCUGCUCAGCUGCCCAUUGAAGCCACAGAGUACUUUGGAGACCGGCUCUUCCCCUACAUCUGGGAGAUGCUGCCUUCAGACGCCACCAGAUCGCUGGAUGAGGAGGACUUCAGCCCGCAAGUCAGAGACGCCGUCAUCACUUCGAACGGAGUCCUCACCCCGAAGUUUGAAUACAUCGAGAAACUCCGAGAAAGAAUGGAGAAAGCUCAGAUCCUGAAGAAGGCAGGGAUGAAACGCGUUCUGCUGCUGGGUUCAGGAUAUGUCUCAGGACCUGUGGUCGAGUAUUUGACUCGAGACGAGAAGACCCAGGUCACUGUGGCGACUGUUCUACUGAAGCAGGCCGAAGAGCUGGCUGCAAAAUAUCCCAACACCAUCCCCGUCACACUGGACGCCAGCAGCCAGGAGGGACACCUCGACUCUCUGGUCAAAGAUCAUGACUUGGUCAUCAGCCUGCUGCCGUACUCAUUUCACCCUCUCAUCGCCAAACACUGCAUCAACAGGAAGGUAAACAUGGUGACAGCCAGCUACCUGAGUCCUGCCAUGAAGGAGCUGCAGAGCAGUGCCGAGGAGGCUGGCAUCACCAUCGUGAACGAGAUGGGAUUGGACCCGGGGAUCGACCACAUGCUGGCCAUGGAGUGUAUCGACCAGGGCAAAGCAGACGGCUGCACGGUGGAGUCGUAUAGCUCGUUCUGCGGCGGUCUUCCUGCUCCUGAAUGUUCCGACAAUCCUCUUCGCUACAAGUUCAGCUGGAGUCCGUACGGCGUCCUCCUCAACACCAUCAGCCCCGCCGUCUUCCUCCGAGACAACGAGGUGGUGAGUAUCCCGGCCGGCGGCUCUCUGAUGGACUCCACCUUGUCGAUGGAUUUCCUUCCUGGAUUCAACCUUGAGGGAUUUCCAAACCGCGACAGCACCAAGUACGUUGAGUCGUACGGCAUCGAGACGGCACACACACUGAUCAGAGGAACGCUGCGCUUCAAGGGCUUCUCAAAGGCCAUGAGUGGGUUCGUCAAACUGGGUCUGAUCAACAGCGAGCCCUGUCUGAUCCAGCACCUCACACCUUGGAAAGAUCUCCUGUCUAAGCAGAUGGGAUUAUCCUCCUCCAUUUCCCAGGAUGCAUUUGAAGAAGCUGUUUACGAGCGCAUCGGAAAGGACGAGUUUGCGAUGGAAAACCUGCGAUGGUUUGGGAUGCUGAGUGAUGAGUUUGUGCCUCGUGCUGACAACAUCCUGGCUGCUCUUGCAAAACAUCUGGAAGCCAAACUCUCCUUCAAUAAAGGAGAGCGUGACAUGGUCAUUCUGAGGAACGACGUCGGGCUCCGCCACCCGACCGGCGAGCUGGAGACCAAACACAUCAGCCUGGUGGUGUACGGAGACCCCAAAGGCUUCUCUGCCAUGGCCAAGACUGUAGGAUACCCAGCAGCCAUUGCUGCUCGCAUGGUCCUUGAAGGAGAAAUCACUACAAAGGGACUUGUGUUACCGAUGACUAAGGAGGUCUACGGCCCGGCGCUGGCCCGACUGAAGGAGGAAGGACUUCACUUUAUGUCCAAGAGCAGCCUGCAGGAGUAGAGGGGAGCCUCGCGUGGGAGCAGAUAAUCACUUACAAUCUCUCACACGCAAAAAGAAGCUAUACUCCAAUCCUAUCGUCUGGCUUUUCUAGUUGAUCUGAACUGGAUCUUCUGACACACUGAGACUCACCUGUCUGAAUGUUGUCCCUGUUUGAAAUUUAACCUGCGCCCCCCCCCCCCCCCCCCCCACCCCCCUCCGGGUUCUGAUCGAAUGUAGAGUAGUUAAUUUUUUAAGUAAAUAUGAGAAAUAUGUCAAAGCGUAACUGCAGGAAAAAGCCAAACAGGUCAAAAGGAUGAAUCCCUCAAAGUUAUUUUAAGUCUAUUUAAAGGAAGCGUGAUGACAGGCGGCUGUGCAAAGAUUAUUCAGUAACUCCCUGUUUUUAAGUCUGAGGUCAAAAAGGUCAAAAAAUGUGCAGCUGAAAGUUAAACUUUGAGUUUGGAAACCAAAAUGUUUCCUCACGAGUGUAAACUGUAUCAGAGAGAAGUUCAUCUGUGAAAAUGUCGACCCUCUUAUUUACUCUCUUUGUAGUUUAAGGUCACUUAGAGUAGCAUCCUCACCAAACCUGUAUCUUAAACCUGACCACUGUGCGUGUGCGUGUGCGUGUGCGUGUGCGUGUGCGUGUGUUCUGUUAUAAAGUCACAAUGCCACCUACGGGUGUGACAUGUGUACUACAGUUGUUUUUUGCAGAUACAUGUUCACGGCAGCUGUUAUCAAAAUGUUGUCGUCUGAACGCUGAACCUUUUAGAAAACGAUAAUGAAGAAAACGAUCCCGUUUUCAGGAGAUCGUUCUUGUGUAAGCGUCAGCCUCUGCAGCCUGUCGUUCCCCGCCACAAUAAAGGCAUAACAGACGACACAUUUUUACAUUAGCUAGCAGCUUCCUCUGCAGAACUGAAAAGUGGUCAAAGUCCAUCAUAAACUUUUUAGAUGUAUCGUAUGUUUGUUUUUCUUUCUUGCCCUCAGAAGAAUUAAACAUGAAUAUUUGUUUUUGAGACGCUAAGGUUAGCUUGUCCUGUCAGGGUUGGACUCACAGUUUAAAAGCGUUACCAACUACUUCCUGUAGCUGUGAUAUAAGUGAAAUCUCUUAUGAGCUUCAUGGGACAUUUCUCUCAUUGAGGGCAAGAUUAGAACAAGACGAUUCAAGUGAACUAUUAACUAGGGAUGCACGGACACAUCGGUUCAACAUCUGCUGAUAUCGGCCCUGUUGACAGACAUCGGUAAAUAAUGUGGCAUGUAGUGAUGUCAGUAACAGAUGUUUAUUGCCGACAUCUAGAACACUGAACUCCUGAUUCAGAGACGAGGUUUGUUAUUGGGCAGAUGAAGUCACCUGUUGGACAAACGCUGAGUGGUUUUCAUCGUCACACAUGAGAGGAAAUGUUGACCUUACACCAAAACAAGUCGGUAUCUGCAUCGGAUUUCCCCAAACGGUGCAUCUCUGCUAUAACCAUUUAAAAAAUCUCCACUUUGCACACAUUAGCAUUAUUUAACCUGCUGAUUUUAAUGUCAAAGCAUUACAAUCUAAUUUGCUAUUACAUUUAAUACAACAGUAUAUCCUUCAACACCAUGAUGCACCUUCCAAAUUUCCAUCAUCAUUGAAAAAAAAAAGUGCAUUUGACCUCAAAUCUUUAAAGGAAGAAUGUGCAACAUGUUACACAUGAAUAUAUCAUAAAUCCAGUCUAUCCUGUGUAAAUGUGUCUCUGAGUCAUGACUGUCUACAAUGAGUGAGACACUCGAGUCCCGCUGGCUGUGUUGUUGUCAGCGCCGUGUUUACAUGGACGGGACGGCCGGCUCCUCCCCUUGAGUAUAAAAGCUGUUUUAGUCAAGGACUAGAGAGAAGAAGAACAUACUCACUGAUUAUUUGAAUGUCUCGUAAAUGUUUUUAGGUCAUGGUUAUUCUGUGUCUGUUUACAUGCAAUGUGAAGCUAUGAGCUAACUAAAGAGCGCUAACAUUAGCAUGCUAACACAACAAUGCAGGACACAGGUGGUUGCAGCUCGAGCCAAGGACAUUUUUGUCCACCGCUUGUGCUAAACUCCUUUGUGUCAGUGGAGAGGGGUUGAAGGUGUGUCUCUGGAGGAGAGCGGAGGCUUCAGUAUGGAGGAGGUGUGGCCAAACAGCAGCUUGUUUUGGUUUCAUGCUGGUGCUCAAGGGCUCAUCUACUGGAUCAAAAAGUCACACUUUCUUCCUUUAAUGAUACGUGGGGUAUUAUCUGACGGUAUAACAAAGAAUAUUUCAAAUGUCUCUUCUUUUUAAGUAUUUAGUGAAGAGUAUUUAUUGUCCGUCACCUGAGGGAUAUUUAUUUUACUUUGGGGGGGGUGGAACCUUGUAAACGAUGGUUUGUUGUAUGCUUUAAAGGGGUGAAAAUAAAGAAGACACAGAAAGAGUGUCUGAGAGUUAUUUUACAUGUACCUGAGAUAUAUUUUUAAAUAUGAUGUAUAACGGUUAUGUCUGUUAGGAGUGGGUCUGCAGAAAGUUUGAGUCAGAGGCAGAUUGGUAACUCGUAUCAAAGGUUUGACAGGUUCAUAUGAAGCUGUUAGCUCUGUCUUUAAAGGGAACAAUGAUCAACAUUAACACAAUGUGAGUCAAAUAAAGGAUGAAUAUAAA
Molecule: messenger RNA, 5515 nt
Organism: Labrus mixtus (cuckoo wrasse)
Lineage: Eukaryota; Metazoa; Chordata; Actinopteri; Labriformes; Labridae
Gene: aass
Product: aminoadipate-semialdehyde synthase
Exons: 24
Coding region: 136-2916 (926 amino acids)
Cellular component (GO): cytoplasm
Molecular function (GO): saccharopine dehydrogenase activity
Source: RefSeq, a predicted model, not a curated record